CCCUGGCUGGUCUCUCCAGGAAUUCGCCGUGAUUCAUGGAUUGGAGUGUACAGCACCACCGACCAAGCGGGCCGUGUGGAUGCGAGAACGGUGCCAAGAUUGGUGGGACCGAAUUGUGGCUACCAACUUUAAUGACAAUGACUGGCGGGAGAAUUUUAGAAUGUCGAGGCACAAUUUCUGCCACCUUGUUGCUGCCGUGGCGCCAUUCAUGUCUCCUUGUGAAAACUACGUGCGGACCCCUGUUCCUCUCGACAAGAGGGUGGCUAUGGCUCUCUACAAAUUAGCAAGUUGUGGAGAAUAUCGCAUUGUGGCCAACCAAUUUGGCGUGCACAAGCCAACUGUAAAGAAGUUUUUUAUAUGUUUUGCCAAUCGGUGACAACCCACCUGGCAAAGGAAUAUGUGAAGUUGCCGUCAGCAAAUGAAGCGAAAAAAAUUGCUGAACGGUUUGAGGCAAAGUGCCACCUACCUCAAAUUUUUGGAGCGAUUGACGGUACUCACAUACCAAUCACAGCACCAAAGACCGGCUACCGAGACUUCGUGAACCGGAAGUUCUGGGCGUCAUACAACGUGCAAGCAGUUGUGGAUGACGGAGGACUGUUUAUGAACGUGUCAUGCCGAGCCCCGGGCAGCGCUCAUGAUUCCACAGCCUUGAAGAUGUCAGCGCUGUACAAGCGCAGCGACAACUUGGUGCCGCAUGGGUUCCGCAUGCUCCGAGGCACAGCCAUUCCUUUCAUGCUGGUUGGAGACCCGGCCUACCCUCUUCUGCCAUGGAUAAUGAAGGGACACACAGGUAGACUCUCAAGAGAAGAAGAAUCCUUUAAUGUUUAUUUAAGCAGCGCACGGAAUGUUGUGGAACAGGCAUUCGGUAGGCUGAAAGGACGCUGGCGCAUCCUGCUGAAGCGUGCUGACAUAUAUUAUAAGUUUAUACCAACUGUUGUUAUAGCAACGUGCGCGCUUCACAACUUCUGCGAAACACAUUCAGAAGGCUAUGGCGCUUCGUGGGAUCAGGCUGUCGCGGAAAGUGAAUCAGUGCUCUUCCCACAACCCUCAAGCAGACCUCGCAGCUGGGUGCGGUCAGAUAUAAGGGACCUUCUCAAAGACCUCUUGCUGCUAAUUUUCCACUACAGCAGAAGCACACAGGUAUGA
Molecule: messenger RNA, 1146 nt
Organism: Rhipicephalus microplus (southern cattle tick)
Lineage: Eukaryota; Metazoa; Arthropoda; Arachnida; Ixodida; Ixodidae
Source: RefSeq, a predicted model, not a curated record